This is a messenger RNA of Archocentrus centrarchus (flier cichlid), 3595 nucleotides long. RefSeq names its product lon peptidase 1, mitochondrial (gene lonp1). The record is from RefSeq and is a predicted model, not a curated record. Gene Ontology annotation, biological process: protein quality control for misfolded or incompletely synthesized proteins; chaperone-mediated protein complex assembly; protein catabolic process. Gene Ontology annotation, molecular function: single-stranded DNA binding; ATP-dependent peptidase activity; ATP hydrolysis activity. NCBI's taxonomy places the organism in Eukaryota, Metazoa, Chordata, Actinopteri, Cichliformes, Cichlidae. The coding region runs from base 41 to 3043 and encodes 1000 amino acids. Gene Ontology annotation, cellular component: mitochondrial matrix. The transcript is spliced from 21 exons.
CGGAAGAUGGGUUUUCACGUGCAGUUGUAGAAAGCUCCAGAUGAUCAUGGCCGCCUAUGUUAGGAUGGCAGGGACCGCAAGACAGCUGCAGAGAAAUUCUGCUCUUGUUGUAAAGCUAAACUGGCCCGGAGUUGUCUCCCGUUUGACAUCAUCCCCGCUCCGGUUCCAGCCAUCGCGGUUCUACACCAGCAUCGGGACCUCACAGAGAACAUGCUUCUCUACCGCAGCAGGGACCGCUGGCAGCAGGCUGACCCUCGGAACUCACCGGUGGAUGCGUGUCGGGGCCGUUACACACUUCCAAACCACUCUGCCCACCCCGACCUGUGGGCCCUACAUGGUUCAGGGUAGGAUGUAUGGGAACCGGACCAAUGCAGGCUUCUCUGGAGAGGACGGAGGAGACAGCGCAGGCUCCGGGGGGGAAGAGCCUGGGGGAGACGGCGGGGCACCUUAUAACGGAGUUCAGAUGACGGCUCUCACCCCCAUGAUGGUCCCUGAAGUGUUUCCCAAUGUUCCGCUGAUAGCCGUUAGCAGGAACCCGGUGUUCCCCCGCUUCAUCAAGAUCAUCGAGGUUAAAAACAAAGCUCUGAUGGAACUGUUGAGGAGGAAGAUCCGUCUGGCUCAGCCGUACGCUGGAGUCUUCAUGAAGAGAGAUGAUGCUAAUGAGUCAGAUGUAGUGGAGUCUCUAGAUGCCAUCUACACCACAGGAACCUUCGUUCAGAUUCAUGAGAUGCAGGACUUGGGAGACAAGCUGAGGAUGAUUGUUAUGGGACAUCGCAGAAUCCGGAUCACAAAACAGCUGGAGGUGGAGCCUGAAGAGGCAGCAACAUCCCCUGCAUGGUCGGAGUCUGAGCCAGAGUCCAAUCAAAAACCUCUAUCGAGGCGCAAAACCAAACGCAGCCGCAAGGACCAGCCAGGUUCUCUGCCGGAGCAGCUAGAGGACAAGAUAUCAGAGGCAGACCUGAGUCCAGAGCUUCAACCUUUACCAUCCUCCGACAUCCUGAUGGUUGAAGUGGACAAUGUUGUACAUGAACAGUUUACCGUCACCGAGGAGGUCAAGGCACUGACAGCAGAGAUAGUGAAGACCAUCAGAGACAUCAUUGCACUCAAUCCCCUCUACAGAGAGUCAGUCCUUCAGAUGAUGCAGGCUGGUCAAAGAGUGGUUGAUAAUCCCAUCUAUCUCAGUGACAUGGGGGCAGCUCUGACGGGAGCUGAGUCACAUGAACUACAGGACAUCCUGGAGGAGACUAAUAUUCCAAAACGUCUCUACAAGGCUCUGUCUUUACUCAAGAAGGAGUAUGAGCUGAGUAAACUGCAGCAGCGCUUGGGCCGUGAGGUGGAAGAGAAGAUCAAACAGACCCAUAGGAAAUACCUGCUGCAGGAGCAGCUCAAGAUCAUUAAGAAGGAGCUGGGUCUGGAAAAAGAGGACAAAGACGCUAUUGAGGAGAAGUUUCGAGAGAGACUCAAAGACAGGACAGUCCCUCAGCACAUAAUGGACGUGAUCAACGAAGAACUCAACAAGCUGGGUCUUCUGGACAGCCAUUCAUCAGAGUUCAAUGUAACCCGUAACUACCUAGACUGGCUGACCAGCAUGCCCUGGGGUACCAACAGUGAAGAGAACCUAUCACUGGAGAGAGCCAAAGAAGUCCUGGAAGAAGACCAUUACGGAAUGGAUGAUGUUAAGAAACGCAUAUUGGAAUUUAUAGCAGUAAGCCAACUUCGUGGCUCCACCCAGGGGAAGAUCCUGUGUUUCUACGGUCCUCCGGGUGUAGGAAAGACCUCCAUCGCCCGGUCUAUAGCCCGAGCCCUCAACAGAGAAUACUUCAGGUUCAGCGUGGGAGGCAUGACAGAUGUGGCUGAGAUUAAAGGGCACAGGAGGACAUAUGUUGGAGCAAUGCCUGGAAAGAUUAUUCAGUGCCUGAAGAAAACCAAAACAGAGAACCCACUGGUGCUGAUAGAUGAGGUGGAUAAGAUAGGUCGUGGUUACCAGGGUGAUCCGUCCUCUGCUCUGUUGGAGCUUCUGGACCCUGAACAGAAUGCUAACUUUCUUGACCACUACCUGGAUGUGCCUGUAGAUUUGUCAAAGGUUUUAUUUAUCUGCACGGCCAAUGUGAUUGACACCAUCCCAGAGCCACUCAGAGACAGAAUGGAGAUGAUCAACGUGUCUGGAUAUGUGGCCCAGGAGAAACUGGCUAUUGCUGAGCGUUACUUGGUGCCUCAGCUGCGCUCACUCUGUGGUCUGACAGAGGACAAGGCUUCAAUCUCGUCUGAUGCUCUCAGUCUGCUCAUUAAGCAGUACUGCAGGGAGUCUGGAGUGAGGAACCUACAGAAACAAAUUGAAAAGGUUUUCCGUAAGGUGGCGUUCUGUAUAGUGAGUGGUGAACAAACCAGAGUGAUGGUUGCUCCUGAAAACCUGCAGGACUUUGUGGGUAAACCUGUUUUCACGGUGGAUCGCAUGUAUGAUGUCACUCCACCAGGAGUGGUAAUGGGGCUGGCAUGGACCGCGCUGGGAGGAUCAACAAUAUUCAUUGAGACUUCAGUCCGCCGGCCUUCAGGAGGAGUGGACUCUAAAGGAGAGGGGUCACUGGAGGUAACAGGUCAGCUGGGUGACGUCAUGAAGGAAAGUGCAAAGAUCGCUUCAACCUUUGCCAGAUCAUUCCUCAUGACCCAGGAACCAGAGAAUCACUUCCUCAUCAACUCCCACCUGCAUCUACAUGUGCCUGAGGGGGCAACUCCUAAAGAUGGACCAAGCGCCGGGUGCACCAUUGUCACAGCACUCUUGUCCCUGGCAACCAAUAAGCCAGUGCGUCACAAUGUAGCCAUGACUGGUGAGGUUUCUCUAAUGGGCAAAAUACUGCCAGUAGGAGGGAUCAAAGAGAAGACAAUUGCUGCCCGGCGGGCUGGUGUGACCUGCAUCAUCCUUCCAGCUGAGAACAGGAAAGAUUUCUCUGACCUGCCGGACUACAUCACUCAGGGCUUGGAGGUCCACUUUGUGGAUCACUACAGCCAAAUCUACCCCGUCGUCUUUCCACAGAACCAGUCUUAGCCUUUUUUCAACUACAGCUCUACAACCUGACUAAACUAGAUGGCACCUGACAGCUCAGAGCCUGUUUCUGAUUGUGCGUAGUGAAAUCCACUUAUUACUUUUCAACGCCCCGCUGUGGAGAAUGGCACUACAUUACCUGUUUCAAAAUCACAGUGGAGCAGCAGGCCUGUUGAUCCCUCACAUAAUUAUGUUUCAGUUUUCACAGAAUCCUUGACUGUAGGACAUGAAGACAGUCAUGUGAUGAGACAGCACGAACUGGAACAUGCCAAAAAUGAACAUGGAAAGUUCAUUUUGUCAUGGGUGGUGAUAACCCAUGACUCUCACUGAUAAGACAAAGUGGUGACUUUGCUGCCAGGCAGCUGUGGUUGGACUCUGAUACAUUUCUUAUAUUUAUAUUAUACCAGCUGUAAGGAUGUUGAUGUUGAAAUAAAUUCAACAAUAAGCAGUCAUAACUUAUUAAUGCUGUGUCCUAUUCUACCCCACCUCUGAAUGUGUGAAGGGAUUUUAAUGGAUUUAGGUUUGAUUCAAUUGAAUAAAGAAUUGUUAGACUGU